AUGGAUACACUCAUAUCAGCUGUCCAUGCAAGUGCAAUGAUUGCCUUAAUCAUCAUUGCCAUUGUCACUCUCGUCGCCACAACCUGGAUCAUCGGCGUCAAGCUCGCCGAGCCCUUCGGCAUCAUGUUAUUCAACACUCUAAACGGCGUCGGAACUGCACUCGACGACACAGAAGCGUCAAAAGCGGAAGAAAAAUCAAGCAAACAGUCUCAGCAGGAAACUCGCAAGAAGCUCGAAAAAAUAUUUUCGGGCGUCAUCGCAAUGUCCUUGUGCUUUUGCUGCAUCACUUUUGAGCAAGAAUCGGCGAGACAUGACUUUCGACCUGCCGGCUUGUGGUGGAAUCUCUGUGUUCCGACACUGAAGGGAAUAUUUGAGGCUCUUGUUGCGUUGGGCAUGCUCAGAUUAGUUCUUACUGCUGUUCGUAAAGUGGUUGCGAACUGA
Messenger RNA from Aureobasidium melanogenum CBS 110374, 441 nucleotides. RefSeq lists its product as uncharacterized. The record is from RefSeq and is a predicted model, not a curated record. Bases 1 to 441 code for a protein of 146 amino acids. Lineage: Eukaryota; Fungi; Ascomycota; Dothideomycetes; Dothideales; Saccotheciaceae. The transcript has a single exon.